Messenger RNA from Oryzias melastigma (Indian medaka), 2945 nucleotides. RefSeq lists its product as uncharacterized. The record is from RefSeq and is a predicted model, not a curated record. The transcript is spliced from 5 exons. NCBI's taxonomy places the organism in Eukaryota, Metazoa, Chordata, Actinopteri, Beloniformes, Adrianichthyidae. The coding region runs from base 724 to 2580 and encodes 618 amino acids. Gene Ontology annotation, biological process: negative regulation of DNA-templated transcription.
UUUGGAUUUUGGCCCCUCUGUGAUUGAGUUUGACACUCCUGUUUACACACACAACAACAUUUAACACACAUAGGGACACACGCACACAACAAUAUAGCACGCACUCUCCAAAAGAGACUUCAUUGAAACAUGUGAACAGUUUGUCAUCCGGGACAGACGUGCUGGAGGAUCACACCUCUUCCAUCCCGGGGGGGCCUCGGGGCCCACAGCUCCGCCGCGCGGGGGUCCAGGGCCGCGCCCUGCGCGUGCAGCACGUUUCCCUCUCCGCAGCUGUAGUUCGGUUCACAGCUUAUCAGCUUUAGCGCGGUUCCCUCACCCCACCCCCCGGGGUGGGUGUGCAUCAUCAGCAAUGUUACUGUCUCUUUAAAUUUACCCAGGAGCCCCUUAAGGAGCCCCAGGGGCCCCUAGUCCGGCUCCCCACCCAGAAGACAAUCGAGAGCCUUAAACCCAUGAGUGAAGGCCCGAGCUGCUCUCCACAGUCCCGCGCGGAGCCGUGGACUCCGCGCCACCGAGGGAUCCUGACAAAGUUGACUUGUCCCCCGUGCGGGGCGCGGGCUGGGGGACAGCACGGGAGCCAUAGCAAUGGGUUUGUCACGGAGCGCGUGCCAGAUGCGUGCCGCGCGGCGCAGCGCGGUCCUGCCGUGACAUGCUUCUGAUGUGAAAGUGGCAGGAGCCGCGCGGCGCGGUGAUCCCGCGAAGGAAGGGGACCGGAGGCGCGAGGAGAUGGAGGAGCGCGAGCCCGUGGACCUGCGGCGCUCCCAGCAGUCUGAGCUGCUCUCGGUUAUUAUAGGCGGAGAGGAGGAAGCCACGCAAGAAGAAAGCGACCCGGGAGAAGAUGGUCACAGCGGGGUGGAGUCACGGGCCUGCAUGGUCACACCUGUCAAAUCGCCAGGCACCAGCUACUGGACCCUCACAGAGGGGCCCGACCAGCCCCUCCUCCUCUCGCCUGCUCCCGGCCCCCCCGGGCGCAAACCCAGGGUCCAGAGAGCGUCCCGCCCGGGCCUGAGCCGGAUUCCUGGCCGCGAUCACCGGCGGUACUACCACGAGUACUGGCGCAGCGAGUACCUGAUGGACUUUGACGCCCAGAGACAUGGUAUGAUCUGCAUGGUGUGCGGCAGCUCACUAGCAACCUUGAAGCUCAGCACCAUCAAGAGGCACAUCAGGCAGAAGCACCCCGACUCUCUGCUGUGGAGCGCCGCCGACAAGGAGGUCAUCCGCUCGGGGUGGGAGAGCCACCUGAGUUUGGGCGGGGCUCAGAGGUCGUUCACCUCUGCAGCUGAAACGUCACUUAUGGAAGAGGAGGAGGAGGAGUCCCUGCACCUGAGCCAAGAAAGCGCAGACCCUGCAGACCAUGUGACCCCCCCAGAAAAGCAACAGGAAGCCUCCCCUUUGUCCCCUCACUCUGCAGAGGCUGAACCCUUGCAGGAGCCAGAGGACGAGCAGGAAGCUGCUGGCCCGUCGGCACAGACGCUGGAGCGGUACCUGAACGACUCCCUGCACGCCUGGUUUCGUCAGGAGUUCCUGAUGGAGUACGAGGCGGAGGCCGGCCGCCUGCUCUGCAUGGUGUGUGGAGCAGAGCUUCCUUCACUGCACCUGGACCACAUCAAGAGCCACGUGCUGGACAGCCACCCCAGCUCUCUGCUGUACAGCUCCGAGGAAAAGCACUGCAUCCUGCAGGCCUGGGCUCACGCCUACGAAGAGUCAGAAAACUCCGUCAAAUCUGAACACACCAAAGCAAAGACGAUGGACGUCUGCGCUGAGGACGUACAAACCACCCAGAUCGACUGUGACGCGGCGCCGCAGGAGGACGGGACCUCCUCUCAGGACGUCUGCCUCAUCGGUGAGGAUGGAGGUGUUGGAGCUCUACAGGAACCUCCCCCCAAGAGGAGGCGGCUGCAAGUGGGCAACCCGUGGCGGCUCCGCCUGGACUACCUGGUGGCGUACGGGCCUCAGGGCCAGGGCACCUUCUGCAUGGUGUGUUCUCAGGUCCUGCAUGAAACCAAGGUGAGCAGCUUCCGCCAGCACAUCCAGGAGCAUCACCCGGAGACGACGGCGCUGAGCCGGCAGGAGAGGGAGGCCAUGGCCGCCGCCUGGACCAAAGACUCCUUCAGUGAAGACGCAUGCAUGCAUGACGACAUCCCUUCAGGUUCGGCUCUCAGUGAUGCAGCAGCAACGGGUGAAGCUCCACUGCGGGAUGUCAAAGCUCGCACCAAAAGAAGGAAGGAGGAGAGCGCGAGUGGAGGGAGGAGCAAAUGGAAGGACGCCGGUGCUCCUCGCCAUGGCCAUUACCCCGGGAAGGACCAAAGGAGGAACUACCAGAUGCGCUGGCGGCUGGAGUACCUGAUGGACUACGACUGCCAGAGGCACGGCCUGAUCUGCAUGGUGUGUGGGGCUAACCUGGCCACGCUGAAGGUCAGCACCAUCAAGAGACACAUUCAGCAGGUCCACGCCCACUCGCUGUUCUACAGCACCGAGGAGAAGCAGCAGGCCGUGCUGCGCUACAACCAGAGCGGACUGCACCUCACGCACUCCGACCAGCACCCGGACGCGGCGCCCGCCCCGCCACACGGAAGCACUUAGACGGCGCCUCGCCUGUUCGUCCACUAACGCUCAGAAGCUGCAGAGGCUCCUGUGUGUCCAGCAGCUCCACAUCAACGCACGUCCUGAGCUGAGGACAGGUUUGUUAUCAAAAUGAAGAAUUCUCCAUGUAAAGUGGAAAGAUGAGUUUCUCCUUGAUUCAGCAGGUAAAGGGAGACGGGAUCCAAACUCAAAGUCCAGUAACUCAUUAGGAAAACAAAGCUUUAUGUGUUAGAUUUAGACAUGAUUUGUGUUUGUUCAUGUAACCCAGGGGUGUCCAACUCAAUCACACAGGGGCCAGAAUCCAAAACACACCUUAGGUCUCGGGCAGAACAGGAGAAACAUUUAUGGAACACUCUAAAACUACA